CCCCCGCUGGGACUGUGGGUCGCUGGAGGCGGCGCCAACUUCACUCGCCCCGGGCCGGCGCGGGCGCUCAGGUCCCGGAGGCGGGGCUGAUGGCCGCCUCGCACCCAACAGCGCGGCUGGCGGCCGCCAGUAUUCACAUCCCGACAAACACGACCACCGGAGCGCGGGCCUCCCCGUACGAACGCCAAGACCCCAGACAGGUUCUGGUGGCUUCUGCCGCCGCCGCCGCCGCCUUGGCGGAGGACGAGGAGGAAAGAGUGGUGCAGCCUGCGCGGGCGUCGGCUGAUUUUAACACCAACUCUUCUCGGGUGAAUGAUUAUAUAGCCUAUGAAGACAUUGUCAACUUUUCUGAUAUCUACCACUCUAAUGAAGAGUAUUUCAGGAAACUAGAAGAGCUGAAGGCUGCCCACAUAAAAACUAUGGCAAAAUUAAGGAGAAUGUACCAGGAUAAACUAAAUUUAAAGGAAGUUCAGCCAGUAAUCAUCAGGGAAGAUUCUCCUAGUAUCUCUUCCAGUUCUGCAUCGGGAAAGAACUCCUAUCACCCUGUGUUGUUAGUGACAUCGCUCUCAGAGCCUGACUUGAGCCGGUCCUCCUCCUUAUUAUAUACUUCUUCCUCUGAAGAGGAGCCGCCAAAGCUAGAAAAAGAGCUUUCCAAGAAAACCAAAAUGACCUAUGCCAAGGAGCUCAUCAACAACAUGUGGACAGACUUCUCUGUUGAAGAUUACUUGAAGUGUGAUACUUCUGACUUCACAGCAGUUGAAAAAACAAAGAAGAAACGGAAAGAAUGGGUGCCCACAGUUACUGUGCCUGUGCCUUUUCAAAUGACGAUUAGAGAACAGAAGAAAAAAGAAGAGGCCAAGAAGGUUAUGUCAGAUAAUGAAAUGCAUAAACCAAUCAAGACACAAGAUGAUGAUUCUGAGUGUAAGAAGAAAUUCCGAGCCAAUCCUCUUCCUUCAUAUGUCCUCCUCCCCCGUUAUCAAGAUAUGGUCAAGCAAAAUGAGGAAAGGAGGAGGGCAAUGAAAGAGAAAAACAAAGAAGCUCUUUUGGCUUUACAAAAGCCAUUUAAGUUUAUUGCAAGGGAGGAACAGAAGCGAGCAGCCAAGGAAAAGCAGCUGAGAGACUUAUUUAAGUCUAAAAAGAAAACAAGCCGGUUUAAAGCCAGACCCAUACCUCUAUCUAUUUAUGGUUAUAUUUCACCUACUAGUGAUAAAUUAAAAGAAGAAGACCUCUAUAAAAACCUUAGGAUACUGAGAGCCCAAGAAUUUUUAGAGGCUUUGUCUGCCCUGUCUUGUAGGUCCACUUGCAGACGUUUCAGGAACCUCAAGAAUCCUGAGCAGGCUGGAAAGUUAAGGCAUAAAUCCAGGGGGAGAUGCCAGGUUCCUGAUUCCAAUGACUCCCCUCUGAAAUAUAAAGAAUUCUCAGAACGCAGGUUUCCAAAGUUCUCAACAGUUUAUAAACGAUUUGACCUUCAGACAUCUUCAAGUGACUCUGCUAAAAGAGACAAAAUUUUGGCAGACAUUAGAGCAGAUGAAGAAAACUUGAAAGAAACACGUUGGCCUUAUCUGUCUCCAAGGUGUAAAUCACCAGUAAAAAAUGCAAAUGCAAGGCCCCCACUUUAUACAUUCAGCCCUCCAAAACACACAGUAUCUUCAAGAGGACGGGAGCAGGCCACAAGGAGAUCACUUGAGGAAAAGAAAAUGUUGGAAGAAGAGAGAAAACGGAUCCUAACUAAACAGAAGCAAAGAAUGAAAGAAUUGCAGAAACUCCUGACAACCCGGGUUAAGGCUUAUGACUCUCACCAAAGUUUAGCUCAGAUGUCUAAAUCCAAAGUAAAACACCUCAGAAAGAGUGAAAAGGAAAGGAUGAAAGAAUACCGACAAGAACUAGAAGAAAGAGAAGAAAAAUUAAAACAGAGGCCAUUACUGUUUGAAAGAGUUGCUCAGAAAAAUGCAAGAGUGGCAGCAGAAAAGCAUUAUUCUAACACCCUAAAAGCACUAGGACUAUCUGAUGAGUUUGUUUCAAAGAAAGGCCAAAGUGGGAAAUUACUUGAGUACCUCAGCAACCAAGAUAUGAAGAGUUUCCCUGAAGAUAAGGAAAGCUUUAAUGAAGAAGAAAACAUAGAAGAAAGAGAGAACGAGGAAGAUUAUUGUAUUGAAAUCAACAGCCAGGAUUCUUACCAGGAAAAAGAUGAAGAUGUUGAAGGAAGUGGAGAAGAAAACUAUUGAACACUAAAACUUACUUAGCAAGCUCU
Messenger RNA from Perognathus longimembris pacificus (Pacific pocket mouse), 2251 nucleotides. RefSeq names its product FAM161 centrosomal protein A (gene Fam161a). The transcript has 7 exons. Gene Ontology annotation, cellular component: photoreceptor connecting cilium; cilium; ciliary basal body. Gene Ontology annotation, biological process: cilium organization. NCBI's taxonomy places the organism in Eukaryota, Metazoa, Chordata, Mammalia, Rodentia, Heteromyidae. The coding region runs from base 90 to 2225 and encodes 711 amino acids. The record is from RefSeq and is a predicted model, not a curated record.